Messenger RNA from Pocillopora meandrina, 4776 nucleotides. The record is from the annotation of a GenBank genome assembly. NCBI's taxonomy places the organism in Eukaryota, Metazoa, Cnidaria, Anthozoa, Scleractinia, Pocilloporidae.
AUGACAAUCAAGUUUUUUUUUGUGAUACUCUUCCUCUUCGGAGCCGUCCAUGUGAAAAGUGCCUUUGGUGAAUCUGGCCUCGAUCUCGAAGGUAAGGUGCCACUUCUGUUACCCUGUCGGAAUGUAAAGUACUUUACACUUUUCUUUGUUACCCUUGCUUCCAACUAAGCUGACAGCAAGGUUUAUGUUGGUAAUGACGAUAUCUCUCGAUUAGGAAACAUGUCAUGUUGUUUUAAAUCCAAAUUCAAUUUAAUUACUAGCUAUUCCCACAAGAAACCACCUGCCUUGAUGUAUUUCUGAUUACUGGUUUACUUUUCUCGGUAUGUAGAGAUAAAUCCAGACCAAACAGCAGUUGGAAGCGCUGAGGAAGAGAGUGAAGACGGAGACGAAGACACAGAGCCGGUUUUGAUUGAUGAAAACGAUCUAGACACAGGUUAAGUUACAUAAGGUUGCAGCUUUCUUUAUUUCCCUUCAUUCCCUCUAUAUUGUACUUCUCAGCAUAAUAACAAAGACCUUUGCUGAAAUUUAUAAUUACUUAUUCAGCUUAUUAGCUGAGGACGUUACUUCCAACAUCAUUGCUCGUUCAUAAGCCGUAAGCAUUUUAGGAGCUAAUGUCAGCAUGCAUCAAACAAACAGCGGCAAGUCACCCAAAUUUGUUUUCCCUCCUACUUUUAUAUUUUGUAGCCCAAUAUGUUCUUAUAAUUGCGGUGUAGUUUUUUUGUUAAAAUAUAUUUUAGUUUUCGAGAAAUAAUUUUUUCGUUCGACCGCUCAAAUAUGCAAAUUUGCACCGUGAUUACUACCCGAGUUGUGUGACCUCAUGUAUCGAGUGUACUAGACUUACGGUAUUUCUGGGAACAUAAUCCUUUGUUUUAUCGUCAAAACUUAAUCCCCUGUCGUCAUUGAAGCUGCCAAAGAUAUAUUUAUUUUUUGGUGAAUAUUUUUGCCCGACAUACUUUUCCUAUGUCGAAAAGUAGCAUCAAAACAAAGACAGUUUUAACAAUGACCGAUAUGACACAAUCUAUUGAGCUUCAAGCUUUUAUAAGACCAAAGGAUCGUUAUAAAGUCAUAAAUAAACAAGAUAAGAGUGUUAUAUUAGACUUUUGUACAAAUUGUAGUGAUUUAUGCCAAUUAACGGUGGCGACAAGUAGGCGCACUAUGUACAUUUCAUAGUCGCUAUCAAGUAAAUUUUACCGGACUUUGAGUUCGUCUCAAGAAAGAACAACACAAAUACACAAGGAAAUUUUUACAGUAACUUUAUAACCAUCCUUUGGUCUUAUAAAAGCUUGAGGCUCAGUAGAUUGUGUCAUAUCGGUCAUUGUUAAAACUGUCUUUGUUUUGAUGCUACUUUUCGACAUAGGAAAAGUAUGUACACCACAAUUAUUAGAACAUAUUGGGCUACAAAAUAUGAAAGUAGAAGAGAAAUCGAAUUUUGGGCGACUUGCCACAAUAUUUCAAAUUUGUUCCAUGGAUUCUGACAUCCUCUCUUAAGUCUCACUAAUUCGGCUGCUCAUGGAGUUUCAUUAGUUAAAACAUUUAUUAAACCUUUUUUUUUAGUUUCCGACCGGUACCAAUUUCCGACAAAAUACAUUGCAAUGAUUAUUGUCUUCGGCACUUUUAGCUUCCAUUUAGCAAAAUAUACCAAAAAGUAUGCUAUUUGAGCCAUAGAUUGAUAAUUUUGGCGGAAUGUUUGGCCAAGAAACUACAAGAACUUCAUCACAUGAGGGAAAUUUAACUGUCAACAUUCUCAGCUAUCAGUGUACAACAAAACUACUUCGUAAAAACAAAUAGCUCCUUUAAGAGGAUAAUACGAGAUAAGUGAGUGGUGAAAACAAUUUCCCGGCAAUUUCGCUAUUCAGUCAUACGUUGAUGAAACAACACUCUCUUUUCCAAUUUUGACCUGAAAAUAGCGGACAGAGAGCCACUCAGUGUUUGUUUAACAGGUAAAUGCUAUUUUCUUGAAAAAGAGUAGAGAUACUACGAGCGUCCUGAUUGAUCAAAAACCUGCGCAAAAAACUUGCGCAACUGACCACUUAGUUAAAUUGCAUUUUAAACACAAAAUUUGAUUUAUGUUGGCCAAAUAAAAUUGUUCUUAUUGUUUUCGGCGUUCAAAGCAUCCCCUUCGUUUCCUCAUAACCAAUGGCCAUCAAUGAAAUGAUUAAUAUUUGGGAAUUUUUUUCCCGUGUGGCACCAUUUCUCGGGGCAUUCGUUGAGUAUAAGGUACGUUAUAAACCCGGCAUAAUUUACUCUUUGCGUCUAUGUUCAUACUUUGUAAGCAUUCCUCGGAGGGAUCCCCAAUUCUACUGUAACUGUUACUAUAACUGUGAAUUCUCUUUAUAAAGAUCUUGACCAGUAUGAAAACGAAACCAACGUCUUAGAAGCUGAGUCCGGUGAGGAAGUUGAAGAAACGUCAGAUGUUUUAGGUGAGGAUAUUACAAUUCUGAUCGAAAUGAAUUGCUUUCACACUUAAAAGUAUCACUAACCAAUAACCAAGUCCAUACAUAUACAUGUCAUUAAAUUAUUCAUCGCUAUUAGCUACAUAAGGGUUCUUUAUGCGGUCAUCGCACAUAUUUUCAACCACUAUGCUGAUUUUUUUUUCACACUAGGCGGAAUAAUAUAGUUUCCCGUGUAUUACCCUCUUAAUAAAUUGUUGAUUUCGUCCUCCACUUUGGAGAAGGGCAGAUUGCUUUAGAUUAAAAACAAGAUAUCCACUGGCAAUCUUAUAUUUUUACCCAACCUCCCCCCCUCCCCCCAUUUCCUCCUUUGAAAAAUCUUUUUGUUUUUUCGAAAAACAAAAGACAAACAAAGAAUACCUUGAGGCUGAGAGGAACUAGGAUUUUGAGAUCACAAACAAAUGACACACUAUGAGCUAAAAGUCAGUUAAGAUCGUUUCAAUUUCGCUCAUUUGCCGCAAAGUCAUUAAGCUCUUUAUUGCGCUGUAAAAUUAUGAAGGAAUCCUUUUUCAUAAUGCCAAACUUGGUGCGAACUGGUUUUUCCAGUCAUCAGAGUAAGUUGCACAAGUAAGUGACACACAUAAUAUUCUUAUUUACUUUCUUCACUUUUUUUCUACUCGAUAAAAUAUUAUACCAAGUCAAGUGGAAAUUUUCCCAUAAUUUUCUCCUCAAAACAAUUGCAAAAAUAAGAAUAAGCCUUAUCUCCCCACACAGAGAACUUCAUGGAAAGGAACAGUGUUUAUCUAGAUGUGUGACAACAAUAAAAUAAAUUGUUUUUCAAAACAGAAGAUAAAGGGAAAACGAGGUUCAGAAGGGGUUUAGUAUCCUACGAGUUGAUGAUUUUCCUGGGCACUGGCAGACAUCCCUCUGACUACAAAGAUUAUGGCUGUCAUUGUAGACGUAGACUUCGAAAAGGUCCUACAGGUGGAAAACGUCGUCGAUAUAGAAGAUUGCGCAUCAUGGGCAAAGUAGAUAAGUAAAUGAAUAAUGCAAUGUUGUUGUAUUACUUUGGUUUGCUUUUUCUUCUCUUUUUCAAACGUAUAUGUUGCUUUUUAAUCUAUCCGUUAGCUCGUUCGCCCUAUAGCAAGGGCUAUUGGGUUAUCAACGACCAUGAAACGUUGAGGUUGGUCAGUCGAAAUCUCCGCGGUAUGAAAAAAUAUGAUUCAUUCCGUUUGAUUAUGGUCAGUUUGAAACUCUAUUUGCAUAUUUGGACUUGGUUUUAAUGGAAUAAUAUUGAGUUGAGGUUCGUGAUUAAUCUAGGAUUUCAAUAGUCUGGCUUUACUUCCCCCUGCAAUUGUUCUGACAAUGCGUGCCGUUCUCUCAAACAAUCACCAGGCUAUCAAUGUUUACCUAUGUCACAUGAUUCACUGUUGGCCCUUAGUGGUAUCUUUUAUUGUAAGAAUAGAACGUUAUACAACUUAUAUAGAACUUAUUGUAUGGAUAGAACUUCCCUACCGAGCGAUCCUUUAGCUCGGUAGGGAAAUAGAGAAAGAUGUUAUUUCGUUUUGCCACGGGCGUAGGACAAAUAUUCUAAGUCCACACGAAAAAUCGAAUAUCAGACUCGGCUCCGGGUCCGAUAGCUGACGCUCUUUCAAUGAGCCAUAGAGACUCUAUGGUAAGCUUCGUCGUUUCGAGAUCCACAUUCAACAAAUUCUCGAAACUGUUUAUCCAAACAAAUAUGCAUGACACGGUUUUGGUUUUGUAGCACUCAGUAGAAAGACAUGAAACCAUCUAUUUUGUUUUCCAGUUGUUGCCGCAUCCGCAAUUUCUGCCUCAGUAAACUUACGAAGUCUAAGUAUUGCCCGUUCAAAAAAAUUGGAGCACCAUUUGACAUACCUUACUUAGCAGGAUUGACCAAGAGUGGAGGAAAAAAAAAUUUCAAAUGCGGUAAGCUCAAAACUCCCACCUAGGAUGGCUAAUUAGAUAACCAACCGGCUCUAUUGACUUGGUAGAGAAAGAGACUUUUUACCUAAAUUUUUUACGCAGAAAUCUUUCAAAUAUAUGAUGAUAAUAAUGAAUUCACUAUCAGGCUUCAGCAGAAACGUUUUUGUAAAAUGGUCAAAUGUCAAAAGUGAGACUCUUAUGACGAACUUAUUACAAAGGCGUUGAUUGCGGCUUCCAUUGCAAGUUGAUAAGGUUAAAGGCCCGAGGAUGUAAUUUGAAAAAGUUUUCGAUUCUACAUUGAAUAUUUCGUUGUUAGUUAUGUCAUCGUCAUCAUAAUAAGCAUCGUUAUUGCUAUCAUCGUCAAUACUUUUUUAUUCUUUCAGCGUCUUUCAAAUACCGAAGUUAUGAUCGCUGUCGUAAAGAACUGUGCAAGUGUAAUACU